This is a messenger RNA of Carassius auratus (goldfish), 2533 nucleotides long. RefSeq names its product solute carrier family 2, facilitated glucose transporter member 1-like. The transcript has 12 exons. The coding region runs from base 301 to 1890 and encodes 529 amino acids. Gene Ontology annotation, molecular function: D-glucose transmembrane transporter activity. Gene Ontology annotation, biological process: dehydroascorbic acid transport; response to insulin. Gene Ontology annotation, cellular component: apical plasma membrane; plasma membrane; basolateral plasma membrane. The record is from RefSeq and is a predicted model, not a curated record. NCBI's taxonomy places the organism in Eukaryota, Metazoa, Chordata, Actinopteri, Cypriniformes, Cyprinidae.
CGGAGUUCUUGUUUAAUCGUGUGACUCAGAGGUUACUGAAACAGGGGGAGCUCUGGAGUGACGACAAAACUGCAACGUGCUCAUGUCUCACUCUACAUAAAACCCACGAGCGCGAGAGUGUUUCAUCACUUACCGGCGACUGCUUGAUCGACACAGGAGCUCUGCAAACAAACAAGCUUUUCCAAAUACGGAUUUGUUUUCCCUGAAAACAUAAGUUUGGUCUCACUGCAAAAAGAGGAAGAACUGAACUGAAGACUUCUGUCUCAAUCGCAAUAACUGGCUUUCACAACAGAGAGUAGGAUGGAGAAGAUAAAGGACAGUAAGGGGAAGCAGGUGACAUGGUGCCUCAUGUUCUGUGUGUCCACGGCUGUCAUCAGCUCCUUGCAGUUUGGCUACAACAUAGGCGUCCUCAAUGCACCCGAUGAGAAAGUGCAGAACUUCAUCAGAAAUGUGACUCAGGAGCGCAGUGGAGAGCCAAUGCAUAAAUCCACAUUGACAAAAGUGUGGAGUUUAACGCUUUCCAUUUUCAACGUUGGUGGCAUGAUCGGGUCUCUUAGUGUUGGCACACUAGUUGACAAACUAGGGAGACGAAAAUGCAUGCUUCUGUCCAACAUCCUGGCUCUGAUUGGUGGAGGCCUGAUGGGUUUAUCCAGCAUGUGCACCUCUUAUGAACUGAUAAUAGUGGGCCGUCUGGUUAUUGGUGCCUUCUGCGGCCUGUGUACAGGAUUGACGCCCAUGUAUGUGGGUGAAAUUGCUCCAACGGCACUUCGAGGGGCUUUUGGUACCCUUCACCAGCUCGGGGGGGUCAUCGGCAUCCUAAUUGCACAGAUCUUAGGUCUGGAGUUAUUGCUGGGAUCUCAGUCUAUGUGGCCAUUGUUACUGGCUCUGACGGCGGUCCCUGCAGUGUUACAGUGUGUCAUGCUGAUCUUCUGCCCGGAGAGCCCUCGAUACCUGCUGAUCACUCUGAACCAGGAGGAGGAGGCACGCCAAGUGCUGACACGUCUUCGUGGGCAUUCAGAUGUGGAGGAUGACAUUCGAGAGAUGAAGGAAGAGGCCUUGAAGAUGUCCAUGGAGAAGAAGGUUUCUAUUCCAGAGCUGUUCCGUAACUCCGCUUACAGACAGCCCAUUAUCAUCGCCAUAAUCCUGCAGCUGUCCCAACAACUCUCUGGCAUCAACCCUGUAAUGUAUUACUCUACCAAGAUCUUCAGAUAUGCAGGUAUCACUGAGGCAGUCUAUGCCACCAUUGGAGUGGGUGCAGUCAACACUCUCUUCACCGUCAUCUCUCUCUUUCUGAUGGAGCGGGCAGGAAGAAGAACACUUCAUAUGGUCGGACUAGCUGGAAUGACUGUCUGUGCUCUGCUCAUGACCAUUUCUCUUGAAAUUCUUAACCCUAUUGGAGCAAAAGCAGGAAGUGGUGCUAACAUGACUGCCAUUCCCGAAUCUGUAUCUGCUGGGCAGGCAACUUCCCCAAUCAGCGUUCUGGCCAUUCUGGCAGUGUUCGGGUUUGUGGCCAGUUUUGAGAUGGGACCAGGACCAAUCCCAUGGUUCAUAGUGGCGGAGUUAUUCUCUCAAGGUCCACGCCCGGCAGCCAUCGCUGUGGCGGGAUGCUGCAACUGGACCACCAGCUUUUUUGUCACACUGUUUUUCCCAGAACUAUUGGAACUGUUGCAUGCGUACGUCUUUAUCAUAUUCCUCAUCCUCCUUAUCAUCUUCUUCGUGUUUACAUACUUCCGUGUUCCCGAGACUAAAGGCAGAACGUUUGAAGACAUUGCCAGUGGGUUUUCCAGUGCCGUCAACUACACAUCCCCAGAGGGUGCCGUCACAAUGCCAGUCUCCUCAUCAUCAAAGAAGUUUCAGAUGACUGAAAUGGCUGGUCAGGAGAAAAGCUGAGCAAACCUAUAGAAAAAAACCUGUAACCCUCACAAGAUUGGCACCUUAAAUGAACAGAUGCAGCUGAAUGAUGGAUAUUAUUAUAAACAAAUAGCUAGAUCAGUCAGAUCAAGUACAUCAGUGUUUUCACAAGUAAAUCACAAUGUUACACUGCAAGUCACAUUUCUGUGAUCAAACCAUUGUGCUUUUUACUAUUAGUGCCGAGGUAGCUUCAAAAACUUGAUAGGGUUUAAAAAUGUCUGAAAAGUUUGGAAACCACUGACAUAGAGGUACUAAACAGUGUCAUGCCAGUUACAAAGUCAUUUUAGCAAAAAAGUGUUUAUUACAUGUGGUCGCUGGUGUGUAUGUUUAGGACGUUAGACUUUGCCGUAAUUGUACAGUAACUUACCGCAAAAAAGGCCGGUAAAAUACCAUUUACAUUAUUUACGGUAAACUACUGUAAUAUGCACUGCUUUGUGCACAGUACUUUACUGUUUACGCAAAAGCAGUAGUGCUACUGUAAAUGAAAAAGACAGAUUUCUAUACAUACAAUUAAGUUAUAAUCAUUGCCUUUGUCAUUGUGUCCACAACUUGUAUUACUCAUAGGGCUAUAUGCAUAUUGUAUUAAUGUUUUAGGCCUAUUAAAAUGUCAUAUGAUAAUGUU